UCAACACACGCUCCUCGACUCGAUCAAUCGCAACCACAGCGAGAGAAUCAAUCAUUCGCAAUGGAUUCCGCCAAGGCCCCCGUUAAGCUCGUGAAGGUGACCCGCGUCCUCGGCCGUACCGGCUCUCGCGGUGGUGUGACCCAGGUCCGUGUCGAGUUCAUGGAUGACCAGAGCCGUUCUAUCAUCCGUAACGUCAAGGGCCCCGUCCGUGUCGACGACAUCCUCUGCUUGCUCGAAUCCGAACGUGAGGCCAGACGUCUUCGCUAAAAAUAUGCAAAAGCGACAAGGGGUCGGAUUGGUUCUUCGGGAGGAGUACACUGGGGAAUUAUUGCGUUGGCUUAUGGCGGCAACCAUUCGGACAUUGAUUUUCAUGUGUUAAGAGCCCAGCAAUGGAAUUCGCAUCACGAAUGGAUCCAGACUUAAUACAUCUCCAAGGAUAUGGAACUACGAAUACGGACAUGAUCGUUUGCCGCGUGCUGGAUUGAUGGGUCCCCUGGGAGCGAAUGUUUUCUCUCGGGUUUACACAUGGUUUCCGAGGAGUAUGUGUGGACAUCCUUCUGGAGGGACCUCCGGCACGUCGGUUUUAUGGGAUUGAAAUGACAAAAAAAGAAUUAGCGUUUUAUCGAGAUGCAACAAUGGACAUCUC
This is a messenger RNA of Aspergillus nomiae NRRL 13137, 646 nucleotides long. RefSeq names its product 40S ribosomal eS28 domain-containing protein. The transcript has 3 exons. Gene Ontology annotation, cellular component: cytosolic small ribosomal subunit; ribosome. The record is from RefSeq and is a predicted model, not a curated record. Gene Ontology annotation, molecular function: structural constituent of ribosome. The annotation marks the transcript as partial. NCBI's taxonomy places the organism in Eukaryota, Fungi, Ascomycota, Eurotiomycetes, Eurotiales, Aspergillaceae. Gene Ontology annotation, biological process: maturation of SSU-rRNA; ribosomal small subunit assembly; translation.